GUUCGAACUGAUACUGCUACUGCUCCUUGCUUGCUUCGUUGUCCAUCCUUUGUAUUUCAAUCUGCUCAUAUUGUCCUUCGUUGAUGUUCUUCCCACUCUUCUGAUUCUUUGCCCUCGUUAAACUUCUUCAGCCUUCAAGUUCUUGUAUAUCGGAGACGAGCGACGUGCCUCUUCCUCUCCCUCCCAACCCCUUCAAUUGCCUCCACCGAUCCGCUUCUCCCCGGCUGGCUGAACCUGUUGUCCGUCUGGUCUCAGAACGAUGCUCUCCCUCUGUUGGGUUGUACCUGAUGGCGAGGAGUAGGAAGAAAUUCACAUCUCUUGCUUUGGCGUAACCGCAGCGACACGCGGGGCCUACAGUUGGUGCAGUUUUGGCACGCCGACAUCAUGGCCGUGGCUGCACAUGUCGACGGGCAGAUUCUACCCGCCCUCCCCAUUCACGCUCUGAGUUCUCUACCAAUUCACUCGGACACCACAAUGUCUUCUCCGGAGUCCUUCCAACCUGAUCCUCCCAGAGACUUCGUCCGCUCAGCCAGCUUCACCUACCUACCUGCGUUAGAAACCGCGCACUCCGACCCUUCCACAAUCAAACGUACCUUCUCCGAACACGUCAUUUCUCUCCCAUCUGACCCCAAAGUCAAGGUCAAUGAUAGCAUGCAUUCAGCAAAUCUGGAACUGUUCCGCCGAGUUUCUAGAAAAGCAAAGAGGAAAAUGUUGGCCAGUGCUCGCUUCUCGCUGUCACCGGAUGAUGAUGAGCCCCAGCCGCGCGAGCCAACUAACACCAAUGGUGACAAGGACGGACAAUCCAGAAGUCUCGGCCGCUCUGUCGCUGGGACGCUUCGGACCAUCGCUCGGAAAUCAUGGGCCGCCUCCUCGUCAAGACCAUCAUCUCCCUCUCGCCAAGAAGCCAGUACUCCAGAGAGAAAGAGAAGUUGGUCACCCAGUAAGCGGAAGCUUGUCAAUGCUGCAAACUCAGUUGCUGUCCCGGAACCGGUGGCGUCAAGUCCUCCGCUACGGUCGUCUCCCGAAGAGGACGAGUCCAAAAUAGAGGAUGCCAUACAAACUCCAGGUAUUGAUAAACGUGGUACGGCCUCCUUGCCUGUUCAGAGGCCACUCUCCGUCAUACAAAUCAAGAACAAGAGCGACUCGAAUCUCAAACGUAUGUCAAGGAACUCUUCAGCAACUUCUCUGCGGAGUUUUGCGUCGAACGAAAGGUCUCAAUCGAGGCUUUCGCUGAAUAAGAUCCCUCCUCUGCCCUCCUCCCUCUCCGCGGAUCGCUUGGCAGCUCUCAACACUGAAGUUCCACGUAGAAAGGAUCCCCUAUGGACUGCCUUCAGAACGCUCGACGGCGAGUAUAGCGGGUUUCAAGCAAAGACUAGCCUUCAGAAGGCCAAGGUACUUCGAUUGACCCUGAUCCCGUUUCUUGUCAAGUACGAGAACCAUCCGUCCCAUAAAUCUCUCCGAGCCGAGGAUCUGGAUCGACGAGUCGUUAUUCUCAACAAAUGGUGGACCGGAUUGUUGGAGAUGCUUCACGGAGCAAAUAACCAGUCGAUUUCUGGGACGGACAGGCCUGCAUUCCUAGAAUCCGCUACCAGGAUCAUGGUCAGGCCAGAGUGGAGGAUACCAGGCUUCGCUUCAAUUCCAGGAGAAAGUCCCCAACGUCACUCGAUACCCAAAUCAAAGUCGACAAAUUCUCUCGAAUCAGAAGAGGCAGACUUUUUGGUCGAUUCGGUCCACCAAAACGUGCGGAACGUCUUCGUCCAGAAUCUACUCUCUCAAAUGGAGUUUGUGACUGGUAUCUUGUCCUUACGCACUGCUCCUCAAAGUUUGGUCACGUUUGCUGGAAAAGCAUGCGCCUAUGCGUUCUUCUUUUGUCCUGGCGUGGCGGAUAUGCUGGUUCGGUUGUGGUGUCUCCCAUCGAGCGCCUUGAGACGCAUAUUCAGACAGCUCGGUGUCGAGAACGGAGAAAAGCUUGAUUUAAUCUCAAGUGCAUUGGCAAGGAAUUUCCCGCCACCAGUCCGCAGCCUCUGUGUAGGCUCUCAAGCUUCCUUUUCGCGCCGGCUUCAGCAACGAGGGCCAAUUCCGCCGGGUUCGGAAAUGAUCAAUUGGUUUCAACCAUGGGUCGCGAGAUGGUCUGGUCACAAUAGUGACUUGUUCUUUGUCUUUACCAAGCAAUACCACGUUCUGGUCUCCGAGUUCCUGACCGAAGAGAUUUCGUUGAGAGACCGCGCCGCUAUUCCUGGUCUGGUUCCGGUCUGUGCGCAAAUGUUGCUUAUCUUGGAGACGACGAUCUACCGACAAGCCGGCCAACUUGGAGUCGAGAGCUAUGCCCCUGGUACUGGAUCUCAUAUGGACAACCCCGAUGCCUUGGCUCCCCUGCCCAUGACAAUCGCGAAUGCAACUCGCUCGAUCGCUGAAAACCGCUUGAUUAUGUUGCUGAGAGAUGUCAUGGGUGACCUCGAUCCUGAACAUUCGCUUCUACGCACCCUCUUCUUGACCUCAUUCGACAGUGUCACCAAGGCAGCCACUGUCAAAAUUUCCCUGUACAAUAACGACGCAUGUUUUGUGAUUUGUGAUUUUAUGGAGGAAGUCCUCCCCAUCAUGUUCCGUUACCACCAGACAUACAUUGAUACCCCAGUGCUCGAUUGGCCUUUCUGGCUGGACGUCUGCAAGCAGAUGUUGCAGAGUCAAACCACCCUAACCCAGAUUCGAUCGAUCGCAUUCUUGUAUAGUACUUGGUCCAUUCUAAUACAUAAUGAAGGACGGAAGCGCCAAUUGGUUCUAGAGUGGCUGCUGGACAGGAACACAUUCGAAAAGCUUUUUUGCCACUGGUCGCCCAUGGUACGACACUACUUCUACCGCCUGCUCUGCUGGAGGGUUGCGCGAUACGAUGGGCAGGUGUCGGACCUGGAUUUGGAAAUCUUGCAGACAUUGGCAACGAGGUUGAAUAAAUGUUGGGCCAAUUAUCAAUAUCUCACUGCGGAAGCAGAGAUGCGAGGGGUUGUGCCACCUUCAUCAGCACCCUGUUUACCUGCACCUAGCCGCGUCCUCAUCAUCAUCCGGACUGAUAGCCAACCAAUUAUGACACCCUCAAAGACAAAUUUCGAGAGAUACCUGCCACCCUCAAUCGUCACUCAGAGCUCGCCCUAUCAGAACCAUUCUUCAAUUCUCAGCACAAUCCCGGCGGCGGACGCACCGGCUCAAGGAAAUAGGAAGCGAUGGAGUCUGUUCCGUGGCCUCAAUGUUUUUGGCACCCCAGGCAACAACCGGCCAGGAGAAGUCACACCGCCCGGCAGUCCUGAAGAUCACAGUGUCACCCCUUCCGGUGAUGCUCCCGGGCCGAACAGUGCCAUCACUGCACCAAAGCGGCCGGCUACACCUCCCCAUCAAGCAUUUUCAUUCAAGUUCUCCCUGGAAUUCUUACAAGGCCGAACGAAUUUAGAGAACAAGAACCGGAUGUUGACGGCACCUCAGCUCCCGCCUAAUGCGCAAAGCAUUCUCACUGCGCGACGGAGCUCGGAGAGUUCAGGCAGCAGCGCUAGUAACAGCAGUGCUCGCGGCAGUGGCAGCAGUAGAGGAAGCGCGAUGAGCAACGACGAUCGAGCUCGGGCCCGAGCAGCAGAAGUGAAGCCUCUAAAGCCCAAGGAGCAUGAAAUGGGCACAGCACGAUACAGCGGACGAUCACUGGCGGAGUGGGCUCAGGUGCUGCACGAGUGUCGCAGCUUUUACAGCAGACGCAAGCAGGAAGGCGUUCCACGAGACAGUCUGGUUGAGACACCGACCAUGGGAGUGGAGAAUUUUCGCUUACCGAGUGGUUGAUGGCUCAGGCGGAGGCUCACUUGGAGUCGUUGAGAGUUUUCGCUGCGUUUAUUUCAAAAAAAUGAUUACGAGUGAAAAGAAUUUGGUUCAGGGGUCAUCAGCUGGACGGAUGGACACAUCUAGAGAGAGCUUGGGCGGGACAUACUACUGGAUAUUGGCGGCGUCUUGGACAUCCAGGUAUGAACUAAGCAAAUAACUUGGGGGAUGGGUCGGCAUAGGUUAUGUCCUCGGUACAGACCCGGGAUGGGGACUAGGCGCAUAUCCGGGCUUUCAGGUUGUGGAUAUACUCUCGUUGGAUGAACACUGCACAUUGAUUUCUCUGGCAAAAAGCUCAGUGCUCAGUUGGACCUUGGAUUUCUGCGCUUGUUCGAAGUAAAGGAGAAAUCCUGCGAGCCAGCCACCGGUGCCUCACGUGCUC
Messenger RNA from Cladophialophora immunda, 4234 nucleotides. RefSeq lists its product as uncharacterized. Bases 385 to 3816 code for a protein of 1143 amino acids. The transcript has 2 exons. The record is from RefSeq and is a predicted model, not a curated record. Lineage: Eukaryota; Fungi; Ascomycota; Eurotiomycetes; Chaetothyriales; Herpotrichiellaceae.